Tigriopus californicus is the source of this 577-nucleotide messenger RNA. RefSeq lists its product as uncharacterized. The record is from RefSeq and is a predicted model, not a curated record. Lineage: Eukaryota; Metazoa; Arthropoda; Copepoda; Harpacticoida; Harpacticidae.
AUUUUGGUUGCACUCACGGGAGUUGCCUCGUCGUUUGCGGUAAUUGUCCAGAACCUAAAAUUUGCGCUCAUCUAUACACUUGCCAAUGUCAGCAGUAUGCCUAUCGAAACUUUUGCAAUCAUAGCCACAUAUUGGCUUUGCUCAAGGUCAUCCCCUCUGGAAUCGAAAAAAGCAGUGAUGUGGAUUUAAGCUCCAAACAGCAAGAGGUGGUUGAUGGUAUGGGAUGCGUUCCAAGUCCCAGUUGUGGUGAAACGAAGGAGGAUGACGAUUUGGGUGACCUUGUCGAAACGGAGAAGCUUCCCAAAGAGUACGAGAACUUCCUAGCACGGAUACAACAUCUAAAAAGAUUCAUGAACUCGCCAGAAAAUAGUUUGGCAAGCAAGAAAGCUAUCGCCAGCCAAUUGGAAAUUGUUCCUCUGAGAGAGAUACAACUCCCCAUGAAUCCUGAGUCAUUCCCCAAAAUCAAUAGGAAAAGAACCCAUAGUCCCCAGUUCCGUUCCUUUUUCCCCAAUCCGUGAAGCUUUCGUCCUAAUUCUCUCAAAUUUUUAAUACGCUCCUUAAUAAAUGAAACCGAAAU